AUGCUUAAGUCCCUCGUACUCAGCGCGGUCCUUGCGGCUGCCGUGCCCCUGGACGAACAGCUCUUCGGAAAGUCGUUCAACCUGGGUAGCAGGAUCAACACUGCGGGCCAAGGCAGCCAGGGAAUAGCAGCAGGGUCGCCCGAAGGCAACGGCUUCCAUAGCGGCUACUUCUACUCCUUCUGGUCUGACGGUCGCGGUAGCGUCACCUACAACAACCUCGCCAACGGGAGCUACAACAGCCAGUGGAACAACGUCGGCAACUGGGUUGGGGGCAAGGGCUGGAACCCCGGUGGACCCAAGACGGUGCAUUACAACGGCACGUGGAACGCAGCGAACGUCAACUCGUACCUUGCCCUCUACGGUUGGACCAAGGAUCCACUGAUCGAGUACUACAUCGUCGAGAGUUAUGGCUCGUACAAUCCCAGCAGCGGAGCCCAACGAAGGGGCACCAUUCAGAGCGACGGCGGCACCUACGACAUCUACCAGACCCAGCGCGUCAACCAGCCUUCGAUUGUGGGGAGGGCGACAUUUAUGCAGUUCUGGUCUCACUUCGACGCCUGGACAAAGAGCGGUCUGAAGCUGGGUUCGCACGACUACAUGAUCCUCGCCACUGAGGGAUACCAGAGCAGUGGGUCGUCGAGCAUCACGGUGGGCGAGGUUGGAGUGGAAGGCGUACCAUACCCGGAUGAGCCCGACUCGGUACGGCCAAACAACUAA
This is a messenger RNA of Chaetomium globosum CBS 148.51, 717 nucleotides long. RefSeq lists its product as uncharacterized. Bases 1 to 717 code for a protein of 238 amino acids. Gene Ontology annotation, molecular function: hydrolase activity, hydrolyzing O-glycosyl compounds. The transcript is spliced from 2 exons. The record is from RefSeq and is a predicted model, not a curated record. Gene Ontology annotation, biological process: xylan catabolic process. Lineage: Eukaryota; Fungi; Ascomycota; Sordariomycetes; Sordariales; Chaetomiaceae.